CGCUCCGGGUUUUCACUCCGGCUCCGAGAGGCGGUUUGAAUUUUCCUGGCGGUUGUUGAGCGGGAGAAGCUGCUGACGGUCAGUGCCUGAAGCCGGUACCGGGAGAUAGUCCGACAUACCAAGAGUUGUUCAGUUUUCCCGGCCCUUCAUCGCUCACCCAAACGGAGUGAAUUCGGGACGUUUUCGGCCGAAGUUCAGUGGAAACCGUCUCGGGACCAUUCGUCAAUCUGCUAACUUCUGGACAAUGCAAAGAGUUUCGAGGUUAAAAAAAGAGAUGCAGCUGUUGGCGAGCCAGCCCCCACCUGGAAUUUCUUGCUGGCAGAACAAUGAUCGAAUGGAUGACUUACGAGCUCAGAUUUUGGGAAGUGUCAGUUCACCCUAUGAAGGUGGAAUAUUUAAUCUUGAAAUUGUUGUUCCUGAAAGAUAUCCAUUUGAACCUCCAAAAAUUCGGUUUCUGACCCCAAUCUAUCAUCCUAACAUUGACACAGCAGGAAGGAUCUGCUUGGACAUCUUGAAGCUGCCUCCAAAGGGAGCCUGGAAGCCAUCUCUUAAUAUCUCUACUGUGUUAACCUCGAUUCACUUAUUGAUGUCUGAACCUAAUCCAGAUGACCCUCUUAUGGCUGACAUUUCAUCUGAAUUCAAAUACAACAGGCAGUCUUUUCUGGAAAAUGCAAAACAAUGGACGUUAAAACAUGCAACAAAAACAAAAAAGGAUGAGGAUCUCAAAGCUGAGAGAGAGAAACUUCACUUAAAUUUAUGUAACCACUCUCCAUUGACCCCACCAACACACAUUCUCAAUAAAAGCCCAGCAGAUUCAUGCUAACAAAUAUUGAUCUAAAUCUUGCUGGAAAAUUAACUGUCAUAAUGCUUAUUAUUAAUGCAUAAAUGAGCUAGUAAGUUCAAUGGAUUGAGAAAUGCUGUCAGUUACAAAUCUUCAGAACUUGCUGGUACUCUGCUGUUUGCUUUGCAGAAAUGGCAUCUUGCCCUUCACCCCUGUUACUUUUAAGAACAUUAAACUUGCUGCAGGAAGUCAGGGCUGAACGUAUGUACAUAAAUUAAGAGCAGGAGUAGGUUAUUUGGCCACUCAGGCUUGCCAUUCAGUUAGAACAGCUAUUCUGAUUGUGACCUCAACUCCAUAUUCUGCCUACCCUGAUAACUUUUGACUCCCUUGUUACUCUGCCUUAAAAAUAUUCAAUAACCCUGUCUCCAAUGUUUCCUGGGAGAGUUCCAAAGACUCAUGACCCUCUGAGAAAAAAAAUUUCUUCUCAUCUCUGUCUUAAAUUGGAAACCCUUAUUUUUAAACUAUGUUCCCUAGUUCUAGUCUGUCCCACAAGGGGAAACAUGCUUCCAGAAUUCCCCCGUCAAGUCCCCUCAGGAUCUUAUGUUUCAAUAACCUUUUCAUAUAUGAUAACUGUUAAUGCUAUCCAAACAACCUUCUGGCCAAGAAAGGGAACUAUUUAAUCUUGCAUUUAUACUUGUAUUGGAGGUGGUAUAGCGAACCUUCACUAGAUUGGUCCCUGGGAUGAGAUGAUUGUUGUAUGAUGAGAAAAUUGGGCCUAUAUUCUCUGCAGUUUAGAGAAUAAGAUGUGACCUCAUUGAAACAUUCAAGAUCUUGUGGCAGCUUGAUAGGACGCUGACAGAAUGUUACCGCAGGUCGGGAAAUCUAAAACAUGGGGGCACAGUCUCAGGAUAAGGGGCUGAUCACCUAGGACUGAGAUGAGGAGAAAUUAAAACUGCUGGAAAAACUCAGCAGGUCUAACUCGAUUCCCUAACGCAUCAAAAAUCUGUCCAUCCCAGCCUUAAACGUAUUCAAUGAUAGAGCAUCCACCAUCCCCUGGGAAAGAGAAUUCCAAAGAUUCACAACCCUUUAAGUGAAGUAAUUUCUCCUCAUAAAUAAAAGCAAAAUACUGCGAGUGCUGGAAAUUGAAACAAAAAUUGCUGGAAAAACUCGGGCGGUCUGACAGCAUCUGUGGAGAGAAAGACAGUGUUAAUAUUUCAAGUCUGUAUGAAGAGUUUAAGGCUGGCAUGAACAGAUUUUUGAUGUGUCAGGGAAUCGAGGGAUAUGAGGAGUGGGUGGCAAAAUGGAAGUCCAAGAUCAGCCAUGAUCAUAUUGACUGGCAGAGCAGGCUUGACCAAUCUGUUGAGCUAUCCGGUUUAAAUUUCAAACAAUGCUUGACAGUUAACUGUCAGUCACCAGUAACUGGUGCAUUCUCCAUGGCAAUGCCUUUACCAGUCAGGGUCCACUUUCCAACGAACCAGAGAAGGUUUACCAGACUAAUAUCUGGAAUGGGCAGUUUGUCUUAUAAGGAAAGAUUGGACAGGGUAGGCUUGUCUGGAGGUUAGAAGAGUAAGAGGUAAAUUGAUUGAAACAUGUAAGAUCUUGAGAAGACUUGACAGGCUGGAUGUGGAUGUGUUUCCUCUUGUAGGAGAAUCUAGAACUGGGAGUCAUUUUAAAAUUAAGGGGUCACGCACUUAAAACGGAGAUGAGGUAAAUUUUUUUCUGAGUGUCUUGAGUCUUUGGACCUCUGCUUUGACUGCCUUUACAGGAAGAGAAUCUUUGAAUAUUUUUAAGGCAGCAUGGAUAGAUUCUUGGUAAGCAAAGGGUUGAUAGGUUAUCAAGGGUAGACAGGAUGCACAUUUGAGGUUACAAUCAGAUCAGCCAUGAUCUUAUUAAAUGGCAGAGCAGGCUUGAGUGGCCAAAUGGCCUAUUCCUGUUCCUUGUUCAUAUAUUGUCUACUCCUCCUAAUUUUUGUGUUCUGUUCAGUCUCCUGUAUGCAAUAAAGUAUGUGAGAUUUAAAAAAAAAA
Molecule: messenger RNA, 2805 nt
Organism: Carcharodon carcharias (great white shark)
Lineage: Eukaryota; Metazoa; Chordata; Chondrichthyes; Lamniformes; Lamnidae
Gene: ube2t
Product: ubiquitin-conjugating enzyme E2T (putative)
Exons: 7
Coding region: 245-823 (192 amino acids)
Source: RefSeq, a predicted model, not a curated record